AUGGGCGUAGAUUAUUAUAACAUAUUGAAAGUAAACAGAAAUGCAAGCGACGAUGAUCUGAGAAAAUCAUACAAACGUUUAGCGAUGAUAUGGCAUCCUGACAAGAAUCCUACCACUAAAAGAACCGAAGCGGAGGCUAAAUUCAAACAAAUCUCCGAAGCCUACGAUGUCCUUAGUGAUCCACAGAAGCGGCAGAUCUAUGAUUUGUAUGGCGAAGAGGGCUUAAAAUCAGGGCAGUUUCCGCCGCCAACGCCUCCUUCUUCGACAUCCAGGCAUUAUUUUCAGAGGCAGCACCCGAAUCCUUCUUUCAGGUUCAAGCCGAGGGAUGCGGAGGAUAUAUACGAGGAACUGUUUGGAUCGGAGAGUGGUGCUGGUGGUGCAAAUGAAAGAGGGAAUUAUAGUAGAGGGCAUUUUAGGAAUACUUCUAAUAACAAUAGUAGUGGGAGUAGCAAUAACGGUUACUUUGGUAAUGGAGGAGACAUGAAAAAGGCCAAUGCGAUUGAGAAUUUGCUGCUUUGUAGUUUGGAGGAGUUGUAUAAAGGUGCUGUGAAGAAGAUGAAAAUUUGCAGGAGCAUUUUUGAGGGUCCUGGUAAGGUUCGGAAUGUUGAAGAGAUACUGACCAUUGAGAUAAAACCUGGUUGGAAGAAAGGUACAAAAAUCACAUUUCCUGAGAAGGGCAACCAAGAGCCUGGUAUUCUUCCUGCGGAUGUUGUUUUUGUGGUGGAUGAAAAACCACAUGCUACUUACGAGAGGGAUGGUAAUGAUCUGGUAAUCAAACAGGAGAUAACGCUGCUGGAGGCUCUCACAGGUAAAACCCUUGACCUGACUACCCUAGAUGGAAGGAAUAUCAUGCUUACACUGACAGAUAUUGUCAAACCUGGCGUUGAGGUGGUUGUCCCAAAUGAAGGAAUGCCAAUUUCCAAGGAACCUGGGAAGAAAGGAAAUUUGAGAGUCAAGUUUGAUGUCAGGUACCCAUCAAGGCUUACCUCAGAACAAAAAUUUGAGCUAAGAAGGGUUUUGGGAAGGGUUUCCUGA
Dovyalis caffra is the source of this 1035-nucleotide messenger RNA. The record is from the annotation of a GenBank genome assembly. NCBI's taxonomy places the organism in Eukaryota, Viridiplantae, Streptophyta, Magnoliopsida, Malpighiales, Salicaceae.